Messenger RNA from Colletotrichum tamarilloi, 1527 nucleotides. RefSeq lists its product as uncharacterized. NCBI's taxonomy places the organism in Eukaryota, Fungi, Ascomycota, Sordariomycetes, Glomerellales, Glomerellaceae. The transcript is spliced from 7 exons. The record is from RefSeq and is a predicted model, not a curated record. Gene Ontology annotation, molecular function: carbohydrate:proton symporter activity. Bases 1 to 1527 code for a protein of 508 amino acids. Gene Ontology annotation, biological process: transmembrane transport; carbohydrate transport. Gene Ontology annotation, cellular component: membrane.
AUGUUAUCAGCCCGCAAAAUUCUCGUGUACAGCAUUAUCUUCUCGUCUGCAACUAUCAUUGGGUAUGAUUCCGGGUACUUGAACGGCGUGCUUGGAUCCGAAGACUUCACCCGAAUCUACGGCGUCAAACAUAGCGUCACCGGAGACGUAUACUUGACUCCAUAUACUCGGAGCGUAUUCUCUGCGUUAUUCGUCGUUGGAGCUCUUGUAGGAUGUCAGCUAGUAGCACCUCUUACCAAUCUGCUUGGCCGGCGCGGCAACUUGUUCACAGCCUCAAUCAGCUAUGCUGCAGGCGUAUCGCUCCAGACCUCUGGACUUGCCCCACCCAUAUUCAUCGUGGGUCGUAUUUUACUUGGUAUUGCUCUCGGCCUCAUCUCUAUCACAGUUCCUGCCUAUCUCAUGGAAUGCUCUACGCCAACGAAUCGAGGACAAUUGAUGGCAUUCUACACCCAAUUCCUCACCACAGGCAAUGUCAUAGCCUGUGGCAUCAGCCUGGCAACUUCCAAGUAUAACGAUUCCCGGAGUUGGCGCAUUACGAUCGCAUUCCAGCUGGUGUUGGCACUGAUCGUUGUCAUUGGUGUCUUUUUCUGUCCCGAGUCGCCACUCCUCCUUGCCAAGAAGAACCAGAAAUCCGAAGCGCGCCGUGCUCUUGCCAUUCUCCGCAAUGCAGACGUUAACUCCUUAGAAGUUGACGACGCCAUGGUCGAAAUCGAAAAUUACAUUACAGAUCAGAAUACGCACGGAAGCGCAAGAUUCAUCGAGUGUUUCCGAGGAACCGAUCUCAGAAGAACUCUCAUUGGCGUGGCGAUGUCAUUCUUCACUAUAUCCACAGGCAUCACCUUCUGGUUCGGCUACGGAACAACCUUCUUUGCCGCGGCGGGUGUCGACGACUCGUACCUGAUCUCUCUGGUUCUCGCCAUCACCAAUUGCGUCUUCACAGCACCUUCCAUGUAUCUCAUUGAGCGUCUGGGAAGGAGAAGAUCUUUGAUCGCGGGCGGGAUCCUUAUGGGACUCGCCCAAUUACUCACCGGCGUCAUCCAUAGCGCUGCUCCGGACAGCAAAGCUGACAAGAUGAUGCUGAUCGUUGGGGCAGUGUUCUUUAUCGCUUCAUACGCACCAACUUGGGGUAUCGGGGGCUGGCUGUUGAUGGCAGAGCCUCUGUCCGACCGUGCGAGAAAUUACCAAUCUUCCAUCGUGUUGACGGCAUACUGGAUCAUCACGUGGCUGGUUGGAUUUGUUACGCCUUACAUGAUUGAUGAGACUGCCGGAGACCUCGGAGUCAAGGUGUCCUACAUCUGGUUUGGCAUGACUGUUCUGUCUCUGGUCUGGGCAUACACCUGUGUCCCAGAACUCACGGGGCUUUCCAGAAUGGAGAUUGAUAAAUUGUUUGAAGAGAAUGUGCCUGCAUGGUGUUCACGGACGUGGCAGAAGAACCUUCGAACCAUUCACGCAGUCUCUGAGUCUGGUCCAGACAAGGCCGUCGUUAUUGAAGAAAGGAUGCAGUCUAAGAGGGAACAGUCAACUUAG